This is a messenger RNA of Histoplasma mississippiense, 1479 nucleotides long. RefSeq lists its product with no specific name. Bases 1 to 1479 code for a protein of 492 amino acids. The record is from RefSeq and is a predicted model, not a curated record. NCBI's taxonomy places the organism in Eukaryota, Fungi, Ascomycota, Eurotiomycetes, Onygenales, Ajellomycetaceae. Gene Ontology annotation, molecular function: hydrolase activity, hydrolyzing O-glycosyl compounds; chitin binding. The transcript is spliced from 9 exons. Gene Ontology annotation, biological process: carbohydrate metabolic process.
AUGUGGCAUUUCUGCGGUACUACUGAAGAUUUCUGCGGGGAAGGAUGUCAGAGUGGGUGCAGCGAAAUAAAGAGACCUUCAUGCUCCGGGACCUCUACGAAGGGGCGGUACAUUGGCUAUUUCGAGAGUUGGGUCUACGAUCGUCCGUGUGACGUGCUCCAUCCAUCAAAAAUCAAUACUAAGCCUUGGACGCACCUCAAUUAUGGGUUUGCUCAGAUCAACCCGAAAGACAAUACGCUGACUUCAAUGCACCACUAUGACGAGAAAUUCUACCGCGUGUUUACAGACUUGAAAAAGCAAAAACCGUCUUUGAAGUGUUUUAUUUCAAUAGGCGGAUGGGAUGCCGGCGGCAAGGUCUUCUCUGAUAUGGCGAAAUCCGAGGACUCCCGAAAAUCAUUUAUUUUCUCGGUGAUCGACUUCAUGAAAAAAUACGGUUUCGAUGGCGUUGAUAUCGACUGGGAGUAUCCAGUGGCUGAUGACCGGGGGGCCUCAAAAGAGGAUUUUAAAAACUACGUCCGACUUCUGAAAGAGCUGAAGACUGCUAUAGCCGACAAGUACGGUCUAACCGUCGCACUUCCAGCUUCCUACUGGUAUUUAAGAGGAUUUGACCUUAAAGGAAUGUCCGAAUAUGUCGACUGGUUUAAUGUUAUGACAUAUGAUAUUCACGGUACCUGGGAUGGCAACAGCAAAUGGACGCAGAGUGUCGUCAACCCUCAUACAAACUUGACUGAAAUAUCAGCAGCUCUAGAUCUUUUAUGGAGAAAUUCUGUCCCCCCAGAAAAGGUUUCUCUAGGCCUAGCAUUUUACGGCAAGUCAUUCACACUAGCGGAUCCUAGCUGUUCAACUCCGGGCUGCCCUUUUAAAAAGGUUGACAAUGAGACGGCCGGUGGGGCUCAGCCGGGGCUAUGUACUCUGAACAGCGGCACGCUAUCCAACUACGAGAUCAAUAGGGUUCUGAAGGAGCAAUCCCCGGAGGUCAUUUACAACAAAGCAUCUGGAGUAAAUUGGAUUUCAUGGGAUAAAGAUCAAUGGGUUUCAUAUGAUGACGGGAGAACGUUAAAGCAGAAGGCAGAUUUUGGGAACAAGCUAUGCUUGGGGGGAACAUUUGCCUGGGCCAUUGAUCUUGGGGGCCCUGGCACAUUAAAAAAUCCGAAUGACUUGAGCGUGAACGAUACUGUACUUGAUGGUGCUGACCCGGAGGGUAGAGAUAAUUUUCAAGAAACAAGAUCCAAUCAUCGCAUGCGUACCCCCUUGCACCUUUAUUAUGCCUCCUAUCUCCUUUUCUACUCCCACUACGAUCUCCCUCCCUCCUUAUACAACAUCUUUAGAAGUUGUUUGGCCAACUACACAGUUGGUUACGCUUCCUGGAGGUUCAAUGUCAGCUUCUACAGGUCUGGCAAGGACAGUCCAAACGACGACGCUUACAAUCCCUCCUAUUACGACUUCAGAGAUCAAUUUAUGGAACUGGAAGGUUACUGA